This is a messenger RNA of Fusarium subglutinans, 1293 nucleotides long. RefSeq lists its product as uncharacterized. The transcript is spliced from 2 exons. NCBI's taxonomy places the organism in Eukaryota, Fungi, Ascomycota, Sordariomycetes, Hypocreales, Nectriaceae. The coding region runs from base 1 to 1293 and encodes 430 amino acids. The record is from RefSeq and is a predicted model, not a curated record.
AUGUCUCUUCGCUCCAAUGAGCCACCCAGCCCAGAGGCCAAGGAACGUCGCGCACGUAAUAGGGCAGCGCAGCUAAAGUUUCGUAAGAAGAAGCAAGAAGUCGAUGAGACACGCUGCAACCGGAUAAAGCACCUUGAAAGCGUGGUGGAGAAAAUGAGCACUGUAUUAGUCGACUUUACAGAUGGCCUCUUACAGCAAGAAGUAGUCCAACAGAGCCCUGGCAUGAUAGCGAGCAUUCAAAGCGUUAUCGCCGAUAUCCUUGCAUUGGCCAAUGAAGCCGGGGACCCCGAGCAAGACUCCAAGGCUCGUAAGGCUCGAGGGAAAGCCACCGAAACACAGUAUCAUUCUCCCAAAGACUCCGAACAUGAGCUUCCUGAUUCAACCCCCAGUAAUACUGUCACCGCCACUACCGACGACUCGAUGACUGCCAGUUCCCUACUGCCCCUUGCAGACGACUCCCCCAUAAAUAUGCCCUUGUUUGAAGACACAAUGGUGCCGCUACCGGUAACUCCAACGAUCUACCCCCAAGCGAAUUACCCACCAUCUAGGAUCCCAGCACCUCUCAGCCCUCUUUUAUGGACAUCCUCACUGCCGCCUCUAUCCCUCAAUUCUUUCAUUUGUCGCCUCACAUAUUCAUGCUUCAAGGCUGGCUGCCUUGUUCUCAGCAGAUCGAUCGAUGCGCCAUUUCCCCUCUCAGAAGAGAGCCGUAUGUUUGGCUCGACCCUUCGCUACCGCGAAAGGGAUGAGAUGAUAUUGAGAAUGCGGUGGCUACUUGGCCCAGGCAAGCAUGAACUUCAGACCUUGGCAGAGUUACCAUGGGGAGGGCGGUGGUGGGACCAAGAGUUUUCCGGUAGCGACCUUGCGAACUAUGCCACAAAUGCCGCCAUGGUUGACUCAUCUGCCCCCCAGUUCCUCAGUGUCCUUGGUGUCGAGAAACAGCUCAUGGCGCUUGGCGCUCGCUUGGUGGAUAAAGAAACCAUCGAGCUGGACUCGAGUGCCUUGGCGAUAUUGUCAGGAAAUCGCCUAGAGCCUAGCUGCGCGCAGCCAGAGAGUUGGAGUUUUGUCAACCUUUUCCCGUCAAGAGAUUCACGACCGCAGAUAGGCGCGCCGAGAGUACGGGUCAGUCUGAACUUACUCAUCGCAAACUUGACAAAGAUCGCGGUUUGCUUGAUGAAAGGCCCUGGCUUCCCCAGGCAAGCAUUACGAGGAGCCAUUGAACAGUCCGUGAUUACGAGGAAGAUCAUAUCAGGAAGACCCGAAAUGGCCAGUAUGGAAACAUCGCUGUGCUACUAA